UUUAUUUUAAGUCCUUUUUUGGAUUGGCGUCUGCAGCAGCUCUGCUAGAUUCAUCGCCAUCCCCUCAGCCUUGGUUAAAGAUAGAAACCCUAGGUGUAGAAUGGGGUCGGGGUUGAUAAAUUGAUUCGCGCCUUCUUUUGCUUCUCUGUUGUAAUUAGUUCAGGGUAACUACAUCCACUCUGGUGUUUUAUUCGAGUAUUUCGUUGUCGAAAAUCCUGAUCUGUUAGCCAUGGACAUGCGGAAGAGGCCUGGAGGUGAAUUUGCUAACGGCGCCCUGAAGAAAUCUAAGCUAGAAAUCGACUCCUUUUCAAGUGGUAUAGGAAGCAAAUCGAAGCCAUGCACGAAGUUUUUCAGCACUUCUGGUUGUCCAUUCGGGGAGAAUUGCCACUUCCUUCACUAUGUUCCUGGUGGCUAUAAUGCUGUUGCGCAGAUGAUGAACCUACCCCCUGCAACAACCUCUGGAUCGCACCAUAUCCAGAAUGGCUCUGCUCCAGCUCUAGUCAAGACCAAGAUAUGCAACAGAUACAAAACUGCUGAAGGCUGCAAGUACGGCGACAAGUGUCACUUUGCUCAUGGAGAAUGGGAGCUCGGCAAGCCCAUUACAUCAUUCCAGGAUGAUCCUCAUUCCCGUGCUUUCGGGGCUCUCCCUGGUCACUAUGGAGCUCGAGCAGAGCCAUCUCUACCAGGGCCUGCUGCAGCAGGCUUUGGUGCAUCUGCCACAGCCAAGAUCAGCGUGGAUGCUUCCCUAGCCGGUGCUGUGAUUGGGAAGGGAGGAGUGAACUCCAAACAGAUUUGCAGGCAAACUGGAGUGAAGUUGUAUGUUAGGGAGCACGAGAUGGAUCCGAAUCUGAGGAACAUUGAGCUGGAGGGCACAUUCGAGCAGAUCCAAGAGGCAAGUGCGAUGGUACGAGAGGUGAUUGUGAGCAUCAGCAGUAACAGUAGCAGUAGCAGCACUUUGAUGGGAAAAGCACAUGGCGGAGGUGGAGGCGCAAACAGAGGGCCUGGGAACAACUUGAAGACGAAGCUGUGCGAGAACUUCUCCAAAGGGUCGUGCACCUUUGGGGAUAAGUGCCAUUUUGCACACGGGGUGGCUGAGCUCCGCAAGCCUGGUGUGUGAAAAUAAAGCGCAAUGCAGCCGUUGGAUUGAUUGAUUGAUUAAAGUGGAUGUGGUGAGGUGAGGUGAGGUGAGGUGAGGCAAUGGUUUGUUAACUGACUAACAGGUUCUGAAUUUUGGGUAUGUUAGUUGCUGCUAGUGCUAGUUUGGUUCUUGUGUUGUUUGGAUGGAUGGAUAAUUUGAGACCCUUCUUUUUCUGUCUUGUGUUUUUUCUUAGCAUUUUAUGAAUUCCUGUUUCCUGCU
Molecule: messenger RNA, 1357 nt
Organism: Andrographis paniculata
Lineage: Eukaryota; Viridiplantae; Streptophyta; Magnoliopsida; Lamiales; Acanthaceae
Product: zinc finger CCCH domain-containing protein 14-like
Exons: 3
Coding region: 230-1117 (295 amino acids)
Molecular function (GO): metal ion binding; mRNA binding
Source: RefSeq, a predicted model, not a curated record